AUUUGGCCGCAUAAUACUAUGCUGAUAUUCGUUGACUGAGUACGGUCAAAUCUCGUUGCACAACAACUGCUGGUGCUGGUGUAGUCGUUCUAACCAGUUGACCUAUGCUUUCACGUCGCGACCGCUGUCACUGCUGAAACGUGUCCAUAUUGUCUACUGCUCGCUGGAUUAUUCGCGAUGGCCGGGUCCGCCCUGAGACGGCUGAUGGCCGAGUACAAACGUACGUAGAUCUGUGUGUGCAAAAUAAAUGCGGUACCGAUACAAUACCACGAACCUCAAUGGUUGUGUAAUACGAAUUUUUUUUCCCCCUCCGCCCUAUUUAGAACUGACGUUGAAUCCUCCGGAAGGAAUUAUUGCUGGACCAAUCACUGAGGAAAACUAUUUCGAAUGGGAAGCUCUGAUCACAGGUCCAGAAGGUACAUGUUUCGAAGGUGGAGUGUUUCCAGCUAAACUUAUUUUCCCAUCAGACUACCCAUUGAGUCCACCAAAAAUGAGUUUUACUUGCGAGAUGUUUCAUCCAAACAUCUAUUCGGAUGGGCGUGUAUGUAUUUCAAUUCUCCAUGCACCUGGAGAUGACCCUAUGGGUUAUGAAUCCAGUAAUGAAAGAUGGAGUCCAGUACAAAGUGUUGAGAAAAUCCUUUUAUCUGUUAUCAGUAUGCUAGCCGAACCAAAUGAUGAAAGUGGUGCAAAUGUUGAUGCUGCCAAAAUGUGGCGCGAGAACCGAGAUGAAUUUAAUAAAAUAGCUGAAAAAUUGGUAAGGAAAACAUUAGGAAUUCCAACCAAUACAUAAAAUAGUUAAAUGUUAAUAUGAAAUAAUGUUAUUGGAAUAUUUUGCUUAUAAUGAACAAUGACCUAGAAAAAACCACAUGUAUAUAAACUAAUUAUGUUAUCUUUUGAAAAAUAAGUUACAUAUUUUAUAUUUUUUACAUUUUAUGUUAAU
Messenger RNA from Sipha flava (yellow sugarcane aphid), 940 nucleotides. RefSeq names its product ubiquitin-conjugating enzyme E2 G2 (gene Ubc7). Gene Ontology annotation, cellular component: endoplasmic reticulum; cytosol. The transcript is spliced from 4 exons. Bases 248 to 790 code for a protein of 180 amino acids. Lineage: Eukaryota; Metazoa; Arthropoda; Insecta; Hemiptera; Aphididae. The record is from RefSeq and is a predicted model, not a curated record.